AUGUUGACGAUUAAAAGAGAACAAGCCAAAAAUCGAAAAAAGAAUUUGCUGACGCAAACAUUCAAAAAGUCAACUGCCACCAACAGCGAAUUAACUAUAUCCGUUUCCAAAGCCGAAUACACUUUGCCGGAAGAAAUUCAGGAAAAAUUAGAAAAAAUUCUCAAAAUUGCGGUUGAAAAACAGGAUAUUUCUGCUCUGGUUAGUCUUUCCUUGGUUGGAAAAAGAGAGAGCCGGCAGUUAAAUUUACGUUAUCGUAAGAUAAACAAAUCUACGGACGUUCUGGCUUUUCCUUUUUAUUAUAACUACCAGAAAGAAAUUGGCUCUUGCUCCGUUGGGAAGUUGCGGGAUUUAGGAGAUAUAUUUAUCUGCUAUCCCGUAGCCCAGGAGCAAGCCCAAGAAAAUCAACACUCUUUAAAACAAGAGAUUUGCUUCUUGUUUCUUCACGGUUUACUUCAUUUGCUAGGCUACGACCACGAAAAGGAUAAAGACCGAAAAAUAAUGUUUGACUUACAGGGUUGA
Racocetra fulgida is the source of this 519-nucleotide messenger RNA. The record is from the annotation of a GenBank genome assembly. Lineage: Eukaryota; Fungi; Glomeromycota; Glomeromycetes; Diversisporales; Gigasporaceae.